CCACUUACAACCCCUCACAAUGGAGUCCUUAGACACAUUUACCCUCCUCCCCAUAUCCAUGGACCCCACCACCAAAGCCAUCACCUCCGACACCCCGAAUUCAGCUUUGAACAACGAGCUCGCGCAUCUCAACGCACUCCACAAGAACCUCCUCGCAGCCGGCACGCCUACAGGAACACCGCCUCCCCCAGUUCCCGUCAACCCUACCCGCUCCGCACAAAUCAGCAAGCUCCGCGAAUCUGGUAACAACGAGUUCCGCAAAGGAAACCACGGCCAAGCCGUCAAACUCUACAGCCUUGCGAUCGAUAUGGCGCUCGGUCGGCCGUCGUGGGAGCCCUCGGGCCUCGUCCGCGAAGAGGUCUCUGGACUACUGAGCAACCGCGCGCAGGCGAACAUGGCGCAACAGAACUGGGCAGAGGGCGCGGUGGAUGCCGAGGCGAGCGUCGAGGUGAAGAAGGCCGGGAACGCUAAGGGAUGGUGGAGGAGGGGCAAGUGCCUACUCGAGAUGGGUAGACUGGACGAAGCCGAUGAGUGGGUCAAGCAGGGACUGGAGUUCGAGGCUACCGAGCAAGAUUUGGUGCAGCUUAAGCAGGAGAUUGAGAAGAGGAAGGGGAUUUAA
Periconia digitata is the source of this 619-nucleotide messenger RNA. Lineage: Eukaryota; Fungi; Ascomycota; Dothideomycetes; Pleosporales; Periconiaceae. The record is from the annotation of a GenBank genome assembly.